Fusarium poae is the source of this 1227-nucleotide messenger RNA. RefSeq lists its product as uncharacterized. Gene Ontology annotation, molecular function: aspartic-type endopeptidase activity. Gene Ontology annotation, biological process: proteolysis. The transcript has 3 exons. NCBI's taxonomy places the organism in Eukaryota, Fungi, Ascomycota, Sordariomycetes, Hypocreales, Nectriaceae. The record is from RefSeq and is a predicted model, not a curated record. Bases 1 to 1227 code for a protein of 408 amino acids.
AUGACUGGUUUCACUCUCCGCACUGCUCUUGUGGCAGCCGUCACUUUUGGCUCAGCUUCAGCCGCGACCAAGACGCCUGCUGGGGUCAUCGCUAUCCCACUAACUCGAGAUGAAGGCUUGACCGCAUAUUUUGCCAAGCUACAGGUUGGCACGCCACUACAGACACAGUAUCUCAAGAUCGACACGGGCAGUCCACGAUAUUCUUUUUUGGACCCUCGCAAUAAGGUUUGCCAAAGAGAUGGAGAUCCAUGCCGCGAGUAUGGCACUUUCAACAAUGAAACGUCUUCCACAUCCCAAUACAAGGGUCCAUAUUUCGCAGACGCUUUGGGCUAUGUCGGCCGUGGUGAUUAUUUGAGCGACACUGUUGUUUUUGGUGGUGUUUCAACCAAGAACAUGUACUUUGGCUACACAUCCGACUACAGCUUUCCAGACAAACUUAUUGGUGACGUUUAUACAAUUCUCGGCUUGUCGUUGGAAUGUGGGAAUGACUUUGCUGGUCCUGAAUGCACCUGGAGAUCAUCCUCAUACGCACUACCUGAGCUCAAGAACGCCUCUACAAUUGACUACAUGGCUUCCAGCAUCUAUCUUGGGCCGGAUGACAAGGAGGCUGCCAGCGCCUUGAUGCUCCUUGGUGGAGCUUACGACAAAGCGAAGAUUGAUGGCGAUCUCAUCACGGUGCCCAUGGUUAACCCAUUCGAUAUCCAGCUCACUAGCGGUCAAACCAACUCGGUCAACGUUACUUCUGUCGAGGUGUUUCUCAGCAACGACAAUAAUCGAACAACAGAGACGUAUGGCGAAAAGGGAGUCGGCGUUCCUGUUCUGAUGGACACGGGUGUUGCAGGCUGGUACCUCACCGACAAGACCAUGGUUCCUCUUUACCGCGCUUUCGGUAUCACCGAGGAGCCUCCUUUUGGUCAGAGAUAUUUUACCGUUGACUGCAAGUAUGCUGACCCUGAGCGAUCUGAUGGUUAUGUCUCUGUCGAGUUUGGCGAUCAUGGAAAGAUUGAGGUCCCCUUCCAUGGCUUGGUAUCAAAGUUUCCAGACAAUACCUGUGGAGUCUUUGCUUCUUCUCGUGGCAACACUGUAGCCAUCUUUGGCGACCCUUUCUUGCGUAACGUGUAUAGCAUUUUUGAUCAGGAGAACUUAUCUCUCUCAAUGGGACAUGUGAAGCACACGGAUGAGGAGGAUAUUGUUGCUUUGCCUCAAGGAGGCUUCAAGCCAACCUAG